This is a messenger RNA of Ostrea edulis (European flat oyster), 6252 nucleotides long. Its product is annotated as E3 ubiquitin-protein ligase SHPRH-like. Gene Ontology annotation, biological process: protein polyubiquitination; DNA damage response. The transcript has 34 exons. Gene Ontology annotation, cellular component: nucleus. Gene Ontology annotation, molecular function: ATP-dependent chromatin remodeler activity; ubiquitin protein ligase activity; ATP binding. NCBI's taxonomy places the organism in Eukaryota, Metazoa, Mollusca, Bivalvia, Ostreida, Ostreidae. The coding region runs from base 286 to 5490 and encodes 1734 amino acids. The record is from RefSeq and is a predicted model, not a curated record.
AUCGAUUUUGAGAAAGCAACAGAGAGCUUUGCUAUCGGGUGAAAAUAAACAUGUCAGCUGUUUUUAAUUUGAAUGAAGUGUUGAAUUUUACAGAAGCAAAACGACGUGAACUAGGGUAGACGAGAUUCAAAAUGGAGGAAUACAUGUCCACGCGCUAAUAUUCGAAUUGACGCCAUUGGUACCAAACUUUUCAAGUUCCAUAGAAAUGUGAAUGAAAAGCGGUUCCGUAUCUCUGCCAUUACUGUACACCUUUAAAGUUUCCUUUGAAAGUUAUUGUAUGCAAAAAUGGUCAAAAGAAAAGGAAAUCCUCAGAGAGCAUCAGAGGAGAAACGGAAAUGUUUGACAUGGAGCAUGGACACUCCCGGUGCAACAGAUCAGGGAGGAUCCAUGUCAGUUAUAAAUGAUGAUGACCCAUGCCUCUUGCAUGAAAUACAGCAUUCUGAGUCUAACUCCACAAAACAAAGACAAAGGAAGGAACCAGAUCAACAUAUGUGGCUAUUUUCACAAGACUUGAUGCAUGAUAUGUUUAAUACAAUCUUGGAAGAAUGUGUAAUGUACAUACCAAUUCAAAGCACAAGAAAAUUUAGGGGGGAAUCUUUUGAAGUUGGGACCUUUAAAAUGCAAAUCAUCAAUGAGAGCUUCACGCCACCUGUCCCCUCACUGCUACCAGAGUGCAUGGAGUAUUGGCUGUACAUUCAUAAAAAUCAAGGACAGGACCUGGAAAAUAAAUGUUAUAAUAUGCUGUACUUUGAAACCUGUGAAGCAGAUGAAAAUGAACCAAAGGAGAAAUGUCAGAGAGUAUUUUGGUGUGCUAAAUUGGAUUUACCUUUACAGGUGCUACAGUCAUUGAGUGAGUGCAAGUUUUUCCAGUGUGUUGGUAACUAUGACAACACAGAGGGUGUCCUACAUGUGACGGUGUAUGGGUGGGAGAUGUUACUGAGCAAACCACCAUUCGCCAGUGAACCUGUCAAAUCAAGAAUCAAAUCCACAGCUCUUCAAAAUAUUAUUGGAUAUUUCUUUGAUUUGAAAACCCCAGACUAUUCCCACCUUCCCUGUGUAAAGAGUCAUGACAUAGAACAUUUGUAUGCUGUGGUGAAGGAGAGGCAUGAUCAAACCGAGUUGGAAGUGACAGUGAACAUACAGCACGAGUGGCUGAGACCUGUCCUCAGACCAUACCAAAUCAGGGGAGUGAAGUGGAUGCUGCAGAAGGAACGUUAUGGUCAUCAGAAUGAGAGGAAAAGUAAAGAUGAAUCUAUUCUCCAUCCACUCUAUAGUGAGAUUAAAACCAAGGACAGCCAUACAUUGUACUAUAACAUUCUCGGAGGAAGCCUGUUGAGAGAACGGCCUCUUGCUGUUACAGCGCCCCCUGGUGGGCUCCUAGCAGAUGAAAUGGGCCUGGGUAAAACAGUGGAGGUAUUGUCAUGCAUCAUCCUACACCCACGACAGAACCUGGAUCCACCUCAGAGAAUCCUCACAUUGUCAGAAUAUCAGGAACUUGACGGGUUAGAGUGUGUAAGUUUGGAGUUCAAUUUGGAGGGAGUAAGAAUGGUAAAAACUGACACACUGAAUACUGAUGAAAGCCUGCAAAGUUGUGAACAAUCCAGUGCAAGCCCAAGCGAGGACAAAGAUUCCAGUCAGAUGACUAUACCAGACAUUAGUCAUUCUGAAUCUGUGGACAAUCUCUUGAAUGACUCGGGGAGAAAUUCUUUGGUAGUCUCUGGAAUGAAUGAAGUCAGUAUUGACUGUGACCGUAAGCAUCUAAAUGACUGCAUUGAUCUUAUUUCCAAAGGAACAGAUCUUUGCGACAGUAGUGAAAAUAAAAAUUGUGACAAAGAUUGUUCUGUUGAGAUAGAGAAGAUUGAAUCAGAGCUUGUGAGUGGUGCUGAUUUGUGUGCCGAGGAAAAUGGAGAGUCUGGAACUGGACAUUUGGCAGACAGUAAUUCUGUGAAAAGUUCUGAUGAUGCUCAAGAAAAUGGUUGUGAAUAUAAAGAUGAUGAAAGCCUUCCACCUGAAACUGAAUUAAAAAAUGUUGAAGAAACAACAACACUGAACCAUUCAUACAUGUAUGUGGGAAAAUCUCAAUCUCCUAACCACAACGAUGAACAAGAUCCACCCCAGACUGAACAAGUUCCACCUCAGAAUGAACAAACUCUAAGUACAAAAAGGUCAAAAAAGUCCAAAAGGUCCAAAUCAAAACGAUGGCGGGAAGCCAAGGAUAAACCAAUUAAAGUCAAGACAGCAGGGAGAAAAAAGAGUGUGAACAAGUUUGUAGAAGUAAUUCCUGAGGACAGAUACCAACAUAAGAACAUAUUUGAUCACACUGAAUCAGUGGCACCCAAAAACUUCUUUGAGUGUAUCUGUGGUAUGGGAGAUGAUUCACGGGAGACCAUUCACAAGAAGCAGACGCUGCACAGAGUUCAGUGUGUGAAAUGUGGCCUGCGUCAACACGCAGAAUGUGUGAGUUAUGACCUCCAGGAUCCCUACAGGGGGCAGUUCAAAUGUCCCCACUGCCAUGUGUUGUCGGAACCAAUUAAAUCUGGGGCCACGUUAAUUAUAUCCCCGGCAGCCAUUAGUCACCAGUGGAUGGAGGAAAUCCAGAAGCACAUUAAUAGGGAGUCCUCCCUUAAAGUUUUUGUAUAUAAUGGUGUUAACAAACAGAAGUUUGUCCAACCAAUGACGUUAGCCAGUCAGGAUAUUGUAAUCACAUCAUAUGAAACGCUGCGCAGUGAAAUCAACUACGUGGACCUGCCCCAUAGUAACAGUGAGAGUGGAAGAAAGUUUAGGCAUCCCAAGCGGUUCAUGGCCAUUCCAAGUCCCAUUACUGCCGUGGAAUGGUGGAGGAUUUGUCUUGAUGAAGCUCAGAUGGUAGAGUGCACAACAACAAAGACAGCUGAAAUGGCCCUGCGACUGAGUGCUGUCAACAGAUGGUGUGUAACAGGAACUCCGAUUCAGAAAAGUAUCGAAGAUUUGUAUGGCUUGCUGUUGUUCUUAGGAGUGGAUCCAUACUGGGUAAAGCAGUGGUGGACAAAGCUUCUGUACGAACCCUUCUGUUAUGGGAAGGAGGAAGCCAUGAUUGAUCUUGUUUCCAAGGUGAUGUGGCGGACAGCCAAACACAAUGUUCUUGACCAGAUUAACAUUCCUCAGCAGACAGAGCAUGUUCAUUGGUUGACAUUUUCCCCAGUCGAGGACCACUUCUACAGAAGACAAUACACCAUCAGUCUUCAGGACUCUGUGAAGAAACUAGAUAAAUGGAGAGACCCCACUGUAAAGCUGAGUAGUUUAGACAGAGCUACCACAAAUCAGCUGCUGGGUCCCCUGCUGAGACUUCGACAGGCUUGUUGUCACCCCCAGGCCGUCAAAGGGGAGUUCCUUCCCCUCCAUCUUAGAAGGAGUGCCAUGACAAUGGAGGAAUUGUUGGAGUCCUUAACCAAGAAAACGCGGACGGAAUGUGAGGAGAGUCAUAGGUUGCUGAUCGCUGCCUUCAAUGGUCUGGCUGGCUGGUACAUCAUUAACGAACAGUUUGUGGAUGCUGUAGAGAUGUACAGGGAAGUACUAAGGUCAGUGGAGGAACACAAAGAUCGUCUCCGUACCGACGACCUCCAACAGCUUCAUGCCAUGUAUAACCUGGACGAGAUCCUCCAGUCCAAACCUGAGGGGAUCCACCCGACCCUCAGGGACGGUCAACUCAAGGAACAGAUGGAGGAGCUGAAAGUGAAAUACCUGACAAAAUCCAGGGCUGUGGUUCACUCUGUAAAGGACCAGCUGGCCCCUGUCACACAGAGUCUGCAGGAUCUGCAGAGGGAGUUUAGGGAUGGUCAGGAAUGGUGGCUGGAGGUGAUCCAGUUAGCAGCCCAGAGAGACAUUGAUGACCGUCUGAUUGUCCAUGUGAAAAAUGACAUUAGUAAUCAACAGACUAGUAUUCUGUCGGUUUCCAUGGCUGGGGCGUUUCAUAAUGUAUAUGGCUUGGAGUUGGUGAUGCAGCAAAGAAUGAUGGCCCUGGAAUCUGCAUAUGAGAAACUGAGGCAGGCCCUGAAGAAGGUCACAGGGGAACCUUCUCAGGAUCUUAUCAAUGAGACAGUGGAGUGUUGUCUCAGGCCUGUGGAGGAGGUUAAAAAUAGUUGUUCGUUCUGUAAAAUCCAUCUCCUGUUUGAAGAUUAUGAAGCAAAGCUGUUUUCAUUUCAAGAAAGAGCCUUUGCUGUUGCUGAGGACACCACGGAAGUCACCUCAGGAUCUCGCCGACAGGGAACAUGGGCAGACAGUGAGAUGGAGAAAGCACUCAAAAGUAUACUCAGCUUUGCCAGGAGUCACUCAAUUGACAGGGAUCUCGUUCACUGUGGACAGACACAUAUUGAAAUUAUGGACAAACUCAAAAAAGAAUUCAAGCUACUGAGAGUACUGUGGAUCGAGAGUAAGGCCCACGUCUCAUCAUUUGAUGAACUGAGCAUGGCUACCACCAGACUGAGGCUACGAUUACCAGAUGAACCAAAACCAGACAACACACAGCUGAACAUUCUGGAACCAAAUGAGCUGGACCACCACAAGUUGAAGUUGUUGUCAGACAGAACAAUCAGUCAAAAUGAAUUGAGGAAGAAACUGGGACAACUACUUUAUCUACAGAACCUGGCUAAGGCACAAUUUGGUAUAGAGAAUGGUGAAAAUCCCGAGCUGUGUCCUAUUUGUCAAAAGGAACUUGGGAAAGAGUGGUGUGUUCUGCUCUGUGGCCACUCCUACUGCCUGGACUGCAUACGUAUUCUGUGUGAACAGUACAGCUUCGGGGGUCGUAAUCGCGUGGUUAAAUGUGCUGUCUGUCGUGAGAAGACCUACCACAGUGACAUAUCUUACGUCAGUACCGUCAAGUCCGACAACGAUAAAGAGGAGAUGAAAGUACAGGGUGGAGGUUCUGACUCCAGGGUGGAGCCAAACUUGGGAAGCCACUCUACCAAGGUUGUAGGCAUUGUGCAUUGUCUGAAGCAGAUAAAGAGGGAUGACCCUGGGGCCAAAGUUCUGCUCUUCUCCUCAUGGAUGGAUAUAUUGAACAUCCUCGUACAGGCAUUGGAGGAAAAUGAAAUAUCAUUCAAAACUCUUUAUUCUGGAAGUAAAUUUCAGCCUUUUUAUUUUCAGAAAAAUUUGGCUGCCUUUAAGUCAGAUGAAGCCAUCACAGUUUUGCUUCUUCCAAUUCAUUCUGGAGCAAAUGGUCUGAACCUGAUAGAGGCUACAUACGUAUUACUGGUGGAACCAGUUCUGAAUCCGGCUCAGGAGCUGCAAGCCAUUGGACGAGUACACCGUAUAGGCCAAACCAGACCAACCCAAGUCCACAGAUUUAUCAUUCGUGGUACAAUAGAGGAAAAGAUGUACCGAAUGUUGAAAUCGGCCGAGGCCACUGCCUCCAGUCAUGUCACAGAAGAAAACUGUCUGACAGUGGGGGAUCUUACUUCUCUCCUGAAAGAGGAGCGGGAGGAAGAGCAAGGAGGAAGUUCGCAAGACAUAUGAUAUUGUGUGAAACCUUUUUAUCCAAAAUGAAAAAAAAAAAGAAAAGGAAAGGAGAUUUUCAUCUAGAUUAUUUGAUUUUCUUGUGUACUAAUAUUCAUUCAAAAGAGAAAUUCAUUCUGUAUUCAGAACAAACUGCAAAUUUUGUGAGAUUCUUUGACUGUGAAACAUUAUGUGAUAUGGAUUUUACCAAGAAAUUUAUCUUUAUUCAGUCUAGUUGCACAUUGUACAAGCACUUAUUCUGUCACAGUACAAUCAGUAGUUUUAGUAGUGAUGCAGCAGCUACUGUUUUUGUUUACUAGUAGAUUUUUAUGUUCUUGAGAUUGUAUGAUUCUUUACAUAUUGAGUUUGGUAUGUCUGUCUUUCUGACUGUCUCCCUGUGUUAAUAUCCACAACUGUAACUUUAUCUUUUCAACAAGGUACUUCAUACUUUGUAAGAAUUUAAGGUUAAGUUCAACACUUUUUAUAGUAACUGAUAUAGGUCAAGAUCAUUCAUUGAGGUCAAGUUUAAAUUAAUCAUAACUGACCGUAGUCAUGCUGAGGACAUUGUGUUUUAAAAACAUAUCCUGUUAUAGUGGAACUGAAUAAAACUUGCUUAAUUUUGUAAAACAAUUUCCUCAACAUUAUAGAUUCAUUUCAGAACAACUAAGUACUAUUACAUGUAUAUGCAUUUUUUAUUUUUUGGCGGAGUUUGUGCACCUACUGUGAUUUGUAGUGCAAUAUUUUGUUAGAAAGUAUGAUAAACAAUAAACAAUUGUAAAUUUA